Molecule: messenger RNA, 1009 nt
Organism: Daphnia pulicaria
Lineage: Eukaryota; Metazoa; Arthropoda; Branchiopoda; Diplostraca; Daphniidae
Exons: 4
Coding region: 59-1009 (316 amino acids)
Source: RefSeq, a predicted model, not a curated record
AAUAUUUUGCCACGCGAAAUUUUCUGUGCGCUCAAAUACUUGGUUUCAUGGAUCGAAAAUGUACGUAUCAGAAUUGUUUAAAUUCGCAUAUCUCUACUGGCACAACUACAAACAGAGUGACAUUAUUCGUGAGCUUGGCAUAAGCAACAAAACCUCCGUGAAAUACGCAAAGUAUUGCAGAAAAGUCGCAAUAGAUUUAGCAACAAUUGACCCUGAAUCAGAAAAAAUUGGUGGCCCCGGAAAGGAGGUGGAAAUCGACGAGAGCGUCAUGGAGAAGCGGAAAUACAAAAGAGGAAGACUAGUAAAAGAAGUGUGGGUGUUCGGUGGUGUCGAGCGCGGCUCCAAUAAAUGUUUCCUUGUUAAGGUUCCCAAUCGCACUAGAUUGACACUUCUCGAUAUAGUGAAGAAAUACAUCCUCCCUGGAACGACCAUAAUUUCAGAUUGUUGGAGGGCGUAUGAUACUAUACCUGACCAUUGCGAUUACAAACACCAGAAAGUCAAUCAUUCGAAACACUUUAAGGACCCCGAGACUGGUGCCCAUACAAAUACUAUCGAAGGACUAUGGCAUUUGGUUAAGCUCUUUCUUCCUUCCACCAAUCGUAACCAGAAGUACUUGAUCGGGUAUUUGGCUUUAUACAUACUUCACCGGAAAUGGAAAAACGAAGAUGGGUUUUCCCUUUUUCUGAAAGAAGCCGCUAAACUAUCUGCUGGAUUUUACAGCCACAGCUUUCAGGAAGCAGCAGACGAAGAAAACGACUCAGAUACAUACUGUGUUGAUUCUGACUCGGAGAAAUCCGAAACAUGCGAUGAAACUUCAGAUUCGGAUAACCCGAUAAAUCUUGUUGGAACCUCCGAUUCUGAGAAGGAAGAAAACGAGUUUGAAAAUAGUUGUUUAGAACGCGAUAGGCCUAAUAAUGAGGAUUCAGAUUCCGAAAGCCAAGUCACAAAUAAAAGCUCUGAUGUAUCAAAAGGCGUUUACACUGAUUCCGAUUCUGAAAAAAGCGUCUAA